UUUGCUAUGGUUAUUUUGUGCCUUGUUCUAAGUGUAUUAGCUUCCAUUCAAGAAUUCCAAAAAAUGUUGAGUUGUUAUGUUAUGUAUACAGAAAUUGUAAUGUUAUUAUGGAUUGCUUCGGAGUUUAUGUUGAGAUUAUGGGCUUCUGGUUGCCGUUCACGAUAUCAGGGAUUACGAGGUAGAAUGAGGUUUUUUAAACGACCUCUUUGUAUCAUAGGUAACAUCAAUUUGUACCAUUCCAAUUUUCAAUCAGACGUCUGUGGUUCCUGCAAUUCCAGUAAGACUAGGCUAGGCUUUUUAUGUGUAUCAAAGACACUGAUUGCAUCAAUUUUAGCUGCAAGCAUCACAACUUUAGCCAUUGGUGGAACACAAGAUAUGUUCGCAACUUCCUCUCUUCGGGGUCUUCGCUUCUUCCAAAUUCUACGUAUGGUUCGAAUGGAUAGAAGAGGAGGAACCUGGAAACUCCUGGGCUCUGUUGUGUGGGCCCAUAGGCAGGUAUGUGCUUUAUUGCCCUUUUUUGGCGAAGGGGAGGGGCUGGGAUGUUGA
Messenger RNA from Lottia gigantea (owl limpet), 546 nucleotides. RefSeq lists its product as hypothetical. The annotation marks the transcript as partial. Lineage: Eukaryota; Metazoa; Mollusca; Gastropoda; Lottiidae. Gene Ontology annotation, cellular component: membrane. Gene Ontology annotation, biological process: potassium ion transport. Gene Ontology annotation, molecular function: voltage-gated potassium channel activity. The record is from RefSeq and is a predicted model, not a curated record. The transcript has 4 exons.